This is a messenger RNA of Drosophila willistoni, 970 nucleotides long. RefSeq lists its product as uncharacterized. NCBI's taxonomy places the organism in Eukaryota, Metazoa, Arthropoda, Insecta, Diptera, Drosophilidae. The record is from RefSeq and is a predicted model, not a curated record. The transcript has a single exon. The coding region runs from base 84 to 884 and encodes 266 amino acids. Gene Ontology annotation, molecular function: oxidoreductase activity, acting on the aldehyde or oxo group of donors, NAD or NADP as acceptor.
CAAUUAGUUAACUCUUCUUUAUAUUUCAGUUUACAAUAUUUAUCAGAAAUCAUAGUACUAGAAAAAAAUCCAAGUUAAGAGAAAUGCCUCGUGUACCCUAUACCUGGCGUCAGCCACCAUAUCCACCAGGAGAUAGCGAUAAAAGCUGGAUUGAUCCCAGCAUUAUAGUCAUUUGUGAAGAGGCCAAUUUGGAUGAAGCAAUGAUUCCACUAUUCAACACUUUAUACGAGCCACUGGGCAAGAAUCUAAUUGCCAGCGUUUUUGUCCACGAGACAAUGCGCGAAAAGUUCAUUGAGAAGGUGCGUGCCGGCAUUGGCACAGUGCAUCGCCAGGUGAAAACCCAUGAGCACUAUGCCAGAGCAUUGCGUUUGCUGGACUGCCUCAAAUCUGAAGUGAUUUGCCUACAGAAACCAGACGACAUUGGUUUCAUCUACAAAAUGGUCGAUGGCUCAUCCCUGAUGUCCUGUGAGUUCAAUCAAAGUUUCUUCAGUCUCGACCAUCCAAGCGGUGUGGUCACUAUGCAUACAUUUCGCAAUGCCAUCGAAUUGGGCGAAUUGGCCCAGACAGAACGUUUGCCGUUCGUCAGUGCCGCCCUCUGGUGUCCCAAGAUGGCUGCCGCCUAUGAGGCGGCCUUGCAGCUUCCGAUAUCCACUGUCUAUAUCAAUUGUCGUGAUGUAUCAUUGGCGCCCAUACGUGAAUUCUAUGACUAUAAACAGCCAUUCGUUAUCAUGGCGGACCAUUAUCAUUAUGAAGUAAUCAAGAACAUGGAACGCUAUCAAAUGAUUGUAUUUCCGGCCCAGGUGCUAUGGGCACCUCAACCUCUAAAUGAAAAGACUGCGGAGAAGGACAUUCAAGUGCCUAAUAGCCAAAAGUCUAAAUGGUAGAGCAAGUAAAACGAAAACUAUUUAAAUUUAUUUAUGUUUAAUGUUAUCAAAUGUUAUAGUAUACAAAUUUCAAGCAAAUUAUUGAA